Indicator indicator is the source of this 3264-nucleotide messenger RNA. RefSeq names its product SLIT-ROBO Rho GTPase activating protein 1 (gene SRGAP1). Lineage: Eukaryota; Metazoa; Chordata; Aves; Piciformes; Indicatoridae. The record is from RefSeq and is a predicted model, not a curated record. The transcript is spliced from 22 exons. Gene Ontology annotation, molecular function: GTPase activator activity; protein binding. The coding region runs from base 1 to 3264 and encodes 1087 amino acids. Gene Ontology annotation, cellular component: cytoplasm. Gene Ontology annotation, biological process: negative regulation of cell migration; signal transduction.
AUGACAACCCCGAGCAGAUUCAAAAAGGACAAAGAGAUUAUAGCGGAGUAUGAAAGUCAAGUGAAAGAGAUCCGAGCUCAACUCAUCGAGCAGCAGAAAUGCCUGGAGCAGCAGACUGAAAUGAGAGUGCAGCUUCUUCAGGAUCUGCAGGAUUUCUUCCGUAAGAAAUCGGAAAUAGAGAUGGAAUAUUCCCGAAACCUGGAAAAAUUGGCAGAGAGGUUCAUGGCAAAAACAAGAAGUACGAAGGAUCAUCAGCAGUACAAGAAAGACCAGAACCUCUUAUCACCUGUGAAUUGCUGGUACUUACUCCUGAACCAAGUGAGAAGAGAAAGCAAAGACCAUGCAACACUGAGUGAUAUCUACCUGAACAACGUGAUCAUGCGAUUCAUGCAGAUAAGCGAAGACUCCACCAGAAUGUUCAAGAAGAGCAAAGAGAUUGCGUUUCAGCUGCAUGAAGACUUAAUGAAAGUUCUUAACGAGCUUUACACAGUCAUGAAAACAUACCACAUGUAUCAUGCAGAGAGCAUCAGUGCAGAAAGCAAACUGAAGGAGGCAGAGAAGCAAGAAGAAAAACAGAUUGGGAGGUCAGGAGACCCUGUUUUUCAUAUUCGACUAGAAGAUAGGCACCAAAGACGGAGCUCUGUGAAAAAGAUUGAAAAAAUGAAGGAAAAACGUCAAGCAAAAUAUUCUGAGAACAAGCUGAAAUCUAUUAAGGCCCGUAAUGAAUACCUGCUCACCCUUGAAGCAACCAAUGCUUCUGUUUUCAAGUACUAUAUUCAUGACCUUUCGGAUUUAAUUGAUUGUUGUGAUCUUGGAUACCAUGCCAGUCUGAAUAGAGCCCUGAGAACAUACCUUUCUGCAGAGUAUAACCUUGAAACUUCCAGGCAUGAGGGCUUAGACAUCAUUGAAAAUGCAGUUGACAGCUUGGAGCCACGAAGUGACAAGCAGAGAUUCAUGGAAAUGUACCCCACUGCUUUUUGUCCACCAAUGAAAUUUGAGUUCCAGUCUCAUAUGGGUGAUGAGGUUUGUCAGGUCACUGCCCAGCAACCUGUGCAAGCAGAGCUUAUGCUUAGAUACCAGCAGCUACAGUCACGACUGGCCACACUCAAAAUUGAAAAUGAGGAGGUUAAAAAAACAACAGAGGCUACGCUGCAGACAAUACAAGAUAUGGUGACCAUUGAAGACUAUGAUGUGUCAGAGUGUUUCCAGCACAGUCGCUCAACAGAGUCUGUGAAGUCAACAGUCUCUGAGACAUACCUGAGUAAGCCCAGCAUUGCAAAAAGAAGAGCUAACCAGCAGGAAACGGAGCAAUUCUAUUUUAUGAAAUUCAGAGAAUAUCUGGAAGGUAGCAAUCUCAUCACAAAACUUCAAGCAAAACAUGACUUGCUGCAGAGGACGCUCGGAGAAGGUCACAGGGCUGAAUACAUGACAACAAGGCCUCCAAAUCUUCCCCCUAAGCCCCUGAAACACAGGAAGCACAGACCCCGAUCACAGUAUAGUGCUAAGUUGUUUAAUGGUGAUUUGGAGUCAUUCAUCAAGGAUUCAGGACAAGUCAUUCCUCUCAUUGUGGAAAGCUGUAUCAGAUUUAUCAAUUUAUAUGGUCUUCAGCAUCAGGGAAUUUUUAGAGUGUCUGGUUCCCAGGUGGAAGUCAAUGAUAUUAAAAAUUCAUUUGAGCGAGGUGAAAAUCCUUUGGCAGAUGACCAAAGUAACCACGACAUUAACUCAGUUGCUGGAGUACUGAAGCUCUAUUUCCGAGGGCUGGAAAAUCCUGUCUUUCCUAAGGAAAGAUUUAAUGAUCUUAUUUCUUGUAUCAGAAUAGACAAUCUCUAUGAGAGGGCUCUUCACAUCCGCAAACUCCUCCUAACCUUGCCCAGGUCGGUCCUUAUAGUGAUGAGAUACCUCUUCGCCUUCCUCAACCACCUCUCACAGUACAGCGAUGAAAACAUGAUGGAUCCGUACAACCUGGCCAUUUGUUUUGGGCCAACCCUGAUGCCUGUUCCAGACAUACAAGACCAGGUGUCUUGUCAGGCACAUGUGAACGAGAUAAUCAAAACUAUCAUCAUCCAUCAUGAGGCUAUUUUUCCAGAUGUUAAAGAACUUGAUGGCCCAGUGUAUGAAAAAUGCAUGGCUGGAGAUGACUACUGUGACAGCCCAUACAGCGAACAUGGUACGUUAGAGGAAGUGGACCAGGAUGCCAGUACAGAGCCCCACACCAGUGAGGACGAGUGUGAGCCCAUAGAAGCUAUAGCCAAGUUUGACUACGUUGGAAGAUCUGCACGAGAACUGUCUUUCAAGAAAGGAGCUUCCCUUCUGCUCUAUCACCGAGCAUCUGAAGACUGGUGGGAAGGAAGGCACAAUGGCAUUGAUGGCCUUGUCCCUCACCAGUACAUAGUGGUGCAGGAUAUGGAUGAUACUUUCUCAGAUACACUGAGCCAGAAAGCAGACAGUGAGGCCAGCAGUGGACCCAUAACUGAGGACAAGUCAUCAUCAAAGGACAUGAACUCUCCCACUGACCGUCACUCUGAUGUCUAUUCAGGAAGGCAAAGAAAGAGAUCAGAACCUCCGCCUCCUCUAAGACGCCCCGGCAGAAGCAGUGAUGGUCACUGCCCAGUACACCCACCUCACCCUCUCUCCAACUCGACCAUGGAGCUAGGUUCUCCCAACCUGGCAACUCACUGCAGUCCUAGAGCCCUCCUUCAAAACCGCAACCUCAAUGCUGACAGCCCCGAAAGGCGACGUAGGCCUGGACAUGGCAGCCUCACUAACAUCAGUAGGCACGACUCUCUGAAGAAGAUUGAUAGCCCUCCAAUUAGAAGAUCUACAUCAUCUGGCCAGUACACAGGUUUCAAUGACCAUAAACCACUGGAUCCAGAGUCAAUAGCUCAGGACAUCGAGGAGACGAUGAACACAGCGCUGAACGAGCUCCGUGAGCUGGAGCGGCAGAGCUCGGCCAAGCAUGCCCCCGAUGUGGUCUUGGACACCUUGGAACAGAUGAAGAACACCCCCACUCCUGCCACCUCCACAGAGUCACUCAGCCCUCUGCACAGCGUUGUCUUACGGAGCUCUGAGCCUCAGAUCCGCCGCAGCACUAGUUCUUCCAGUGACACCAUGAGUACUUUUAAGCCCAUGGUGGCCCCUAGAAUGGGAGUGCAGCUGAAACCUCCUGCUCUUAGGCCAAAACCUAUUGUUCUUCCAAAAACAAAUCCUAGCAUAGGGCCUUCCCCUCCUUCCCAGGGUCCAGCCGACAAAUCUUGCACAAUGUAG